AUGGACGCACCAAGAAAUUUAAUAAGCGUUAAAAAGGAAGAAGAGAAUUUAUUGCUAAAUUUAGUAGAGAGGAUCGGCUUACUAGUAAAAAAUGAUUUGGCAAAUGUAUUAAUAGCAGGAUUUGGGGAGCUUUCGUGCACCUCAGCCACGGUGAAACACAGUCCAGCCGCAUGCCGAGUCAUUGUAAUACAACCAGAAGCUGCAGUCCCCUACCCUAAAUUUCCUCGACUCUCACAACGUCGAAUAGCCAGACAUAAUGGCCCUCCAGAUCCAGGAGUUGCAAGGGUCAAACCUCACGAUGAACGUUUUUGCGGGACACACAAUAAUAAGGAUUGA
Messenger RNA from Funneliformis caledonium, 336 nucleotides. The record is from the annotation of a GenBank genome assembly. NCBI's taxonomy places the organism in Eukaryota, Fungi, Glomeromycota, Glomeromycetes, Glomerales, Glomeraceae.